Gryllus bimaculatus (two-spotted cricket) is the source of this 1030-nucleotide messenger RNA. NCBI's taxonomy places the organism in Eukaryota, Metazoa, Arthropoda, Insecta, Orthoptera, Gryllidae. The record is from the annotation of a GenBank genome assembly.
AGUUGUGUUUGUAUCUGUGAAGAAAGAAGCAAGGAAUGCUGUGUGGGCGGCGUGUGGCAGUUGGUCUUAUCGACAACACGUGAUGAUGGAGUGAAGGUAGUUCGAGUACUAAUGCCGAUGAACCAAGUGUUGCCAGGCGCAAUUCACAACACCAAGCCCUCGAAGGUCAGGAAAGUAGAGAAGCGAUUGUUAGAAGAAAGCAUCCAGAGGCAAGAACCAGUGGUUAAUGUAUUUCAAAUGAUGCAUUAUGUAAGGAGUUUGGAACAGCGAAUGAAACAGCUUGAAGAUGAAAAAAAAAUUUUACAACAUAAAUUAAGUCAGACUGGAGAGACAAUUUCAAGCAAUGAUCAUAGAGUAAAUCCUGGAUGGGAAAAUGAAUUGGGAGCCUGCUCUGGCCGACCAGAGGCUGUGGUGCAAGCUUUGCAAGUGCUGGAAGUGCGCGAACAGUUGGAACGGAUGGAGACGGGGAAUGGAAUGUCAGAUAACCUCGAUAUGGAUUUGGCAUCAGUUGAUCUUGAUGAUGAUGAGAAGGCACUUGUAAGAGAAAUGUGUAAUGUUGUAUGGCGAAAGCUGGAAGAUGGUCCAACACAGCGAUGAAGUAAGAUAUUGAAUUCCCUGUGAAAAGGAAAGAAAUGGCUUCUACUUAAAGUGGAUAUCGUUAGUAAUAGUGUGUUUGUAAGGGAAAAAUAUCCAGAAGGAAAUGCAUUUAUUUCUUGCCAUAAUGUUUCCUUUGAAUAUGUUUUUGCAACAAAGUGUGAAUCAUCUUGGUUUUCAAGUUGUAAAUUAAAUAAAUGAAACAUGACUAGACAUCAGAUAUUUAAGCUCGAAAAUAUCAUGUUUUAGGCCUUUGAUGUAGAAAGGUCUAAAUAAAGGGUGCAAAAAUAGGCUUAAUAAGAAAAUAAGUAUAAUUUAUUAAAUGGGCAAUAGAUAUCGACUUAAAACAAUUUUUUAAACAUAAAUUUUAUUUUAUUUCAAACUUUUAUUAAAAUGUUUACCAUGAAAUAUUACAAGGAAUAUAGAAAUGUAAAUG